CAAUGAAGCACCUGUAUUUUCUCAUGGCAGAUGUAGACUUGUCUCAAAUCUGCCAGGAACUGGACUUGUAUGUAACUUGUCAGUUAUAAAUAUAUUACUUGCUUCAUUAUUAAGACCUACUUUUUUUCUUUGCAGGUGUUGUAUAAUCUGUUUACAAGUCAUGACUCUCCGUGUUCUGUACUUAAGCUGAUAAAGCAUCUAUGCACUUUAAUCUCCUGUCUGUGCCACUCUGCUAGCACAGUGCAAGCCGUGUCUCAAAUCUUGAAUACAAAGACUAAGUAGCCAAAGUUUAAUUUUUGCCUUAGUAAUGUUCCAGAGGCUGAAUAAUAUGCUUGUUGGAGAGAUCAAUAAUUUGUCCAGUCAAGAACCAGAGUUCAGUGAGAAAGAAGAUGAGGAAUGGAUUCUAGUUGACUUCAUAGAAGAAGAGGACAUCAGCGAAACGUCAGCUUCUGACACCACACCAGUUUUCUCUUGUUUACCAACUUCUUUAGAGUGUUUGGCUGAUGCCAGUGAGUCUUGCUUUAUCCAGUUCGAAUCAUGUCCCAUGGAGGAGAGUUGGUUUAUUACCCCUCCCCCGUGCUUUACAGCAGGUGGAUUAACCACUAUUAAGGUGGAAACAAGUCCUAUGGAGAACCUUCUAAUAGAGCAUCCCAGCAUGUCUGUUUAUGCCAUUCGUAAUACCUGCCACAGUCUUGAUGAAACCAGUUGUGGGGAUGAGGAGUUUCACAAUCAGGGUAGUCCUAGAAUGGAGGCACAAACUGAAGUGGGACAGCAUAUCCGUUGCUAUGUUACAGCUCUUGCUGCUCACUCAAGUUUUUUGGAACAAACCAAGAGCUUUCGUCGUACCCAGUGGGUAAAAGAACAUAAUGAAAGGCACUAUCUCAACAGAAACAGUCUCCGUCGCCAAAAUCUUACCAGGGAUUGCCACUCUCGGCAAAUCAAGCACAAUGGAUUGUUUGUUCACCAGCCUUGCCAGCGUCAGUACAAUUACUGAGGGCUCUUGUUUUAAUCUGUUGGUUAAUUGUUUCUUAGAGUGCUUUUGUUUUUUUAUAUGUAGAUAAUGAAGGUGUGGUCAAUCUGAAGCUGAUAACUAAUCAUUUGAAUGCAAUCAUAACUAGUGUUACAUUAGUUCUGAAACCACACUUGCAUAUGUUGUGUUGUCAAAUGACUUGCUAAAAGCCCUAAAUGGUUAUGUUAAAUAUUAGUGUCUUGGCAACCUAUCAGUACAAAAGUUCAUCUGAUGUGUUUAACUAUACUAUGAUGUAUAGAUAGGUUUUAAUUGGUAUGUUUAAGGAAAAAUGUAACCGAGAUAGACAGUGCAUCCCCUCAGUCAUUUUUUUAAAUUCAAAAUGGAGUUAUAAUCUUGGUUGCAUUUUAAAUGACCAGUACUUGACAGCCUGUAUGUCUGUCUGUAUGUUCAGUAUACUUGUUGUAUUCUAACAAAAAUGUUGGUAUAGUUAGCCAAUGGAUUUUGAAAUCGGUGUGCUGAGCUUCCCUUAAAGAGAACUGUAGAUUAAAUCUACAAUAGAUUGUGUCUAUGUGCAUUAAGCAUACAGCCUCAUUAAGUUUAGGUACUUCAUAUAAACACAAGAAGAGUUCAGCAUCCACUGCAUUAGGGUGACAUGUUACAGGUCUAGAUGCCAUGCCUCAAGGAGUGGAGUAAAACAAAAACACAACAAAACUGAUUGUAUGGUUAUUACAUUUGGGCACCUAAUCCAUAAAAUUGUCGGUAUUUCGCUUAUCUAGCUCUGGCGCUCUUAUUCCCUCUUUCCAAUCUCUCUUUUUUUUUUUUUAACCUUUUAAAAAAGUGCAUUAUUGAUGCAUUACCCAAAGCAAACAUGAAACUAAAGUGAAACUAAACUAGAGUAAAAUUUAAUCCUGUGCCUCCCUAAAAGGGAAAGGGCUAAAGAGGACUGUUCCAAGAGUUUCACCCACAGUUGAUUACAAGUGUGAAACCUAUUCUGGUAGAUGGUGAGCAUAUAUGGCUUCUCCUGAUCUACUGAUCUAAUUACUAGGUGGCCUCUAACUGACAAUACAUUCUGCUAAAAAUCUACUGGAAGAAAAUCUAUUCCCAGGUGAGAAAUUAUACCUGAUCUAAUACUUUCUUAGCUGAAGGAUUAAAGUCUGGAAUGGCUCACUGGUAAUAUAGGGCUUGGCAUGCAAACACUACUGGUCUUUCAGGAUUAAAUGCAGUGUUAGUAGGGUAUAUCAAACUAGAGCAGCAUUAAUGGUGGAUGUCUCCUUGCUCAUGUGACAUUAAACCAAGGGAGUGGAAACCUUAACUGGUUAUGAAUUAAACUAGAGGCAGGAGAAGAGAAGUAGAAAGCAUUAACAAACAUCCUGGGGGAAUGAAUACCCUGCUCAUUGUCUUCUGUUUUGUAGUUAUGGCUUGGGGCAUAUUGAUGCUAAUGUUACAUUCAACAGCGUCUUCCAUCUGAAAUCCUGUAGAAGCAGCUCUGAUGCAGGAAAUCCAUGUGCAGGUGUUUCUGGAGUGUCUCUGAUCUUGCCAAAUUGAUUUAGGAAUCCUUUCAAACCUGUGAAGUGUUCUUUUUAACUAUGGCCAAACCUUUAUUUUGUUGAUGCAAAAAUCCAGUGCUCUGUACUAGCCUUGAUGUACUGGUACUCUUGUGGAGUAUAAUUUUAGUAUCAGUAGCAUUCUUGACUCCUAAUUUACUUCACUUCAAAUAUUCCAUUUUCUAUUAGUUUAGUUAUAUGUGGCAGUUGAAUAUGCAAUUAAGUGCACAUUUUUGCUUUUCUGAGUAUUCCAGUCCUGUUACUGGGGUAUGUUGAAUGGACUCAAACUGGAUAAAUUCCAACUUUCAAAAUGGGGUUUAUGUAUACUUUUGUGCAUGGCUUUUGUGAUGCAUAUCUAUCUUUAUACAGUGGUCCUUUCCUGGUCUUAAUGCUUUGGUUGUAUUUAUCUGGGUAACCAACUUCAUUCUCAUCUGUUUGCCAACACAAUUUAACCUGUCUGCCUAUCUUUUUGUCACUUCAAGUCCUUAUCUCCAUUCUCUUAAUCUUCCUCCCCAUCUUGAACUCCAGUUCUGGAAAAGCCAUGGUUGGCUUUGGAUUUCACCCCCUCCACCUCUUUCAUAAAUAACUACUUUCCUUCAGCUUUAAUUUUCCUAAAGUAAAAUGAAGGAAGAUGGAAUCUUCACCCCUCUAAAUUGGAAGGGCUUAAUUUUCAGGGGGUGUGUGAAAGUGUAUGGCUCCUACAUGAGUCACCACUUCUUUUUUUUAGUUGGCAAGUAAAUGCAACUUUAGACUGCUCCUAAAACUGGGAGAUACUCAUCUUCUUUUUAUAUUUACAUUACUGGAUAAUUUUCCAGUGAUGAAAACCUAUAUCUUUCAGGAUAUAAACAGUUUUGUUGCACAAAAGCUGUGCUGCUUGGUUGUUUUUUGCUUCUUUUUUUUUUGGUUUUUAGUGGGGGGGGUUCCUUGCUAUUGGAAACCAUGCUGUUGUGCAAGAUACACAAUACUGCAUCUGGAGCUUAAUUUUUUGUCUUGAAUAUUUGUUAGCUCUAUUUUUUGUCUGGAGCUGUUGGGCAGUUGUGUGCGUGUGUGAUUUUUGUUCUGAUAGUACGUGAGCUACGUGGCUUCUGAACUGUAUUAACUGUUGUUAAAAAAAAAAAAAAAUGGAGGCCUUGCACUGUCUCAAAUACUGAUUCAUGAAUCUUACAGCAACUGUAUUUUCACAUGUAUCAGUCAAUAGACAGACCUGCAUUCUAAACAAAACUGUGCCUUGGUAGGUGUAAUUCUACACAGCAAACUUGAAGAUUCAAAAGGGACAUUUCACUUAAGAUAAAUACUGUAAUCGGUCUAUGCAUAUAUGGCAGCUGCUUUUGAGAGCCACUUUCUCUACCUGUAGCAAUCCUUUUUUGAUAUCAAAGAUUGUCUGGCUCUGAGUUUUAAGUUUUUAAUUCAAGUGUGAAAAACAACAAAAUACAGCACUCUGCCAAAACGUAGCAUUGCUUAAACAAUGUAUAUUUACUAACGCAACCUCCUGUAUUUUUUUUAUAGUGCAUCUUGCACAUUAUGGAGAAAAAAAUAUGAUCUUAAAUAUCAAUAAAA
Messenger RNA from Alligator sinensis (Chinese alligator), 4071 nucleotides. RefSeq names its product tumor protein p53 inducible nuclear protein 1 (gene TP53INP1). The transcript is spliced from 3 exons. Gene Ontology annotation, cellular component: nucleus; autophagosome. The record is from RefSeq and is a predicted model, not a curated record. Gene Ontology annotation, biological process: autophagosome assembly; positive regulation of DNA-templated transcription. The coding region runs from base 308 to 994 and encodes 228 amino acids. NCBI's taxonomy places the organism in Eukaryota, Metazoa, Chordata, Crocodylia, Alligatoridae.